Molecule: messenger RNA, 1982 nt
Organism: Anoplophora glabripennis (Asian longhorned beetle)
Lineage: Eukaryota; Metazoa; Arthropoda; Insecta; Coleoptera; Cerambycidae
Gene: Rab5
Product: ras-related protein Rab-5B
Exons: 4
Coding region: 206-853 (215 amino acids)
Molecular function (GO): GTP binding; GTPase activity
Source: RefSeq, a predicted model, not a curated record
AGACCGUUAUCAUCGUUCAGGAGAACUGUCAUUUUGUCCGCUGUUAAUUUUAUCUAUUGUGUAUAAAUUGGUGCUAACUUAUUAAAACGGUGGUUUAGUAAGUGUUUUAUGUCGAAGGAAAGUGUUUAUAGUCUUAGUGAAAACGUGAUCUCUUAGUUGAAGUAAGAAAAGUCCAUCCUUAAGUGUCAAAAUCGAAGCUGACAAAAUGGCGACCAGGACAGCGACAGCCCAGAGGCCCAACGGGUCCACGCAGGGCAAGAUAUGCCAGUUCAAGCUGGUGCUGCUGGGGGAGAGCGCUGUGGGCAAGUCGAGCCUGGUCUUAAGGUUCGUCAAGGGCCAGUUCCACGAGUACCAGGAGAGUACCAUCGGGGCAGCUUUUCUCACACAGACGGUCUGCCUGGACGACACCACUGUCAAGUUCGAGAUUUGGGAUACAGCAGGGCAGGAGAGAUACCACAGUUUGGCCCCCAUGUACUACAGAGGGGCGCAGGCAGCUAUCGUGGUGUACGACAUAACAAACCAGGACACGUUUGGCAGGGCCAAGACGUGGGUGAAGGAGCUGCAGCGACAGGCCAGCCCGAACAUCGUUAUAGCGCUAGCUGGUAACAAGCAGGAUCUGGCCAACAAGCGUAUGGUGGAGUUCGAGGAGGCGCAGACCUACGCGGAUGAGAACGGGUUGUUGUUUAUGGAGACGUCCGCCAAGACUGCUAUGAACGUUAACGAUAUCUUUUUAGCAAUAGCUAAGAAGCUUCCCAAGAACGAACAAACGGCCGGCCAGGGGGGCAGCGGACAGGGAAGAAGGCUGGCGGAGGGUGACACGGGCGCCAAAGCCGCGGGUAACUGCUGCAAGUGAUGGUCCGCACCUGCCGGACAAGUGUUAAUUCUUCAACAGAGAGGACUGGACUGUGCUGCAGCACUCUAGUGAUAUAUAAGUGUAAUACAGGUCCUUCUUUAAUAAAAAAAAAAAACAAAUCAACUCUGUACACUGUCAUAUAUUCUAACGGGAAAAAAAAAUCUAUUGUGGAACGCGUUUUAAAUGAUUUCGAUGCCCGCGUGGCGUUUAAAUUUGUGAUAAAUGUACCUAUUUUAAUUAUUUUUUUUUUAUGUGCGCAUAUCGAUAUCUGACAGUGUCGGACGGUGAAAGCGGUGGUUUAGACUGAUCGUACGUCUUCAAUAAUAGAUGUUUCACACCUCGUUUUGGUUUGAGUCACACUUAAAAAGUGCAAUUAUCGUCUGUCGGUCCCACUUUUCCCCAGUACCGUCAGUCUAAAACACGUAACUUCCGAUUUAUACCUGCCCGAUCGAGAGCGGGUGUAAAUCGCGAGCCUUUACCCACUUUACAUGUAAUUUUAUUAGUGUAAUUUUUCCGUUAAAAGUACGUUUCACAACAACUCCCCCCUUCCCACCUUUUCCGUUUUUAAAUUAUGCAACUUUUUUGUAUACUGUUUUGGAACAUACUUUUCACCCGUACGAUGCAUGACUGAGGUUUCGUUAUCGUAAGUUUAUUUUUUUUAUAUAUAAUAAAAGUAUAUAUAAAAGGCGUAGCUGUUCAUAAUUUUUAAGAGUCGUCAUGUGUCAGCGCCUGGGCGCGUGGCGUCGGACCUCCGAACUAGGCGUUCGGAGCUCCGGCGCCCCCCGACGGCGUAAAUCUUACAAUCCAUAUAAUUUAGUAGGUGUACAAGUAGUGAGGUGGUUGUACAGAAUUUUAAACGAGAGAUACUAAUUGAUUUCCGAUGGCGGCGGCCCGUCGCACGUGUCGAGUCGGGCGUUUGUCGACGGGCGACUCGGGGACGUGCGACGGGCACUGCCUUUGAUUUUAAGUGGAUGUUCGGAUAACGUUGAGUAUCAUUGUAUUAUAUUUGAAUAUAAAUAUUAAAUUUAUUAUUUUAUUUGCUUGCUUAUAUAUGGUUAUAAUUAUUCUGUAUGCACAGAAUCAGAUUGUACAGGAAAAUAAAAACAUACUCAAUAAAGUUAUUAUGAUA